ACGUCUCUGUUGCUGAGGACGUCGGGGCAGCUUCUGCUAGUGCGAAGCGCCGCAGCAGCAAGGGCAAGGGUGGCAAGGGUGGUGGACGUGGCAGCUGCGGUGGUGGAGGUGGCAGCGGGAGUAGUGGUGGGGGCAGCAGUGGAGGUGGUGGCGGCGGUGGGACUGGUGGAGGAAGUGGGGGCUCUGGUGGCGGCGGUGGAGGCAUCGGUGGGAGUGGCGGCAGUGGCGGAAGUGGGACUGGUGGCGGUGGGACUGGAGCUCGGCGUGUUUGGUUCUGGAGGUGGCCAGCGUCAGCAGCAGCAGCGUCAGAGCGAGACCCAGUCGCCCCAACAGCUCCGUGAGGCCUUGCACACCUUCACGCUGGACUCAGGCGCCUCGCGCUGUUUCUUUCGUGACAGCACCACCCUCACUCCUCUCCCUGCACCUGUCCCGGUCAGACUGGCUGACCCCUCUGGGGGCCCGGUCGUUGCCCGUUCCUCCACUGUCCUCAGCGUGUCUGGCGGUUCCGUCCAGCUCACUGUCAGGUCUCUGCCUUCCCUGCCGCCCUCGCUUGCCCCGCCCUGCCUUCCUUGCGUCGAGGGGCGGCAGCGCACCGCUCCUCACUCCUCGUUUCCCCCAACGAUUGCUCCCCUGCAGACUCUCCACAUGGACGUGUGGGGCCCAGCCCGCGUCAGUGGACAGAGCCGCAAGCGCUACUUUCUUCUGGUGGUUGGUGACUACACGCGGUAG
Closterium sp. Naga37s-1 is the source of this 729-nucleotide messenger RNA. Lineage: Eukaryota; Viridiplantae; Streptophyta; Zygnematophyceae; Desmidiales; Closteriaceae. The record is from the annotation of a GenBank genome assembly.